AUGUCCUUCGAAUGGUCACUAUCCUUACUUGCUAUUCACUGCCUGUAUCGUUAUGCGAAGAUCACAGGAAAAUUUGCCUUCCUUUUUGAUCGUUGGCAAGGAUUACUCGGGAUUACGGUGGCGCAUUUUCUGAUCGGAUUUGUGUACAUAUUUGGGUGUCAUUUGACGAUGAGGCCAAGCCCCGAGCGCAAUCAAAUCAGCGCCAAAGAAUUAUCAGAACGUUAUAAUGUAUCUUCAGAAGGUCUAGGAUACCUUGGACCCAUUUACAAGUUGAAGAACCAAUCAACCGGAAAAUCCGAAUUUUACGUAGGGAAUAUGGCUGGUUCCCUGGUUUGUGGGCUGGUGCAAAUCAUCAGUUACGACGUGAUAUGUUAUUUCGGGUUUAAACUAUACCUCUUCGUGCAACGGGCCUUGAUCAGCGCCAAGACCAAGUCGAUCAACAUGCAAUUGCUUAGACUGCUCUGUAUUCAGGCCAUUGCACCUAUGGUUUUCGAGUAUAUCCCUGCUUCCCUGACGAUAUGGGGCGGAUUUGUGGCCGGGUUUUGGGGCGUACCGUCGACGUCUGAAGGAGUGGGUGGGGAUGUCGGUGACGGGGUCUACGGUACACGCAGAAAGUCGAGGGACGACAUC
Mesorhabditis spiculigera is the source of this 630-nucleotide messenger RNA. NCBI's taxonomy places the organism in Eukaryota, Metazoa, Nematoda, Chromadorea, Rhabditida, Rhabditidae. The record is from the annotation of a GenBank genome assembly.